AUGAUAUUUAUUUAAAAUUGUAUUGAAAAUGCUGUUCAUUAAUAAAGAUUAAAUCUAUAAUCUAUGAUUGUGGGUGUAUUUUAAUUAUAUGACAAAGCCACUCAGCAUCUUGUAGAAAAAGCAUUGAAAUUAUACUAUAAGAGAUAUAUAAAAAGGAAAUAUCUAAGAUUUACUCAUGAUGAUAAGUACGAUAUUCAAAAAGGUAAUAAUGUCAGAACCUUAUCCAAGAUGGUUAAAUGAAUCUUAUGGGGCACUGAAAUUAAGCAUAGAUACUAAUUUUAUUAUUUAUUUGAUUCCAAAUAUUUCAACAAUCAAUCAGUAAUCUUAAAUUAAUAUAAAAAAUUCAUAAAUUAGUUAUUAAUGUAUAUAAAUAUAUAUAAAUUAGAUCUUAAAUGA
Messenger RNA from Paramecium primaurelia, 396 nucleotides. Lineage: Eukaryota; Ciliophora; Oligohymenophorea; Peniculida; Parameciidae. The record is from the annotation of a GenBank genome assembly.